Molecule: messenger RNA, 1320 nt
Organism: Rhinocladiella mackenziei CBS 650.93
Lineage: Eukaryota; Fungi; Ascomycota; Eurotiomycetes; Chaetothyriales; Herpotrichiellaceae
Exons: 1
Coding region: 1-1320 (439 amino acids)
Molecular function (GO): sarcosine oxidase activity; flavin adenine dinucleotide binding; saccharopine oxidase activity
Source: RefSeq, a predicted model, not a curated record
AUGGGUUCCACGGUCGAGAACCAACGAUGCGAGAUCCUGAUCGUAGGCGCAGGGAUCUUCGGAACCAGCACUGCCUACCACUUGUCCCUCUGCCACGCGAACCCUUCGAGGAUCACGGUGCUCGAUCGCGCCCCUGUUCCCUCGCCCUCCGCCGCGUCUUCGGACAUCAACAAGAUCGUCCGCGCCGAUUAUAGCAAGCCCUUCUACAUGGACCUGGCUUAUGAAGCCAUGGAGUACUGGACCACCAACCCAAUCAUGAAGCCACACUUCCACCAGACAGGCUGGGUGAUGCUGGACGAGAAGAAUAGUGAUCUGGCCGAGCGCAUACGCAGGAAUUUUCGUCAGAGCAGUCGUCCCGAUACCUCGGCAGACAUUUCGCUGGACGAGGUAAAAUCCAAUUGGGGCGGCGUUCUCUCUGGCCUAGCCACGACGGAUUAUGACAAAGCGUACACCAAUGCGAGUGCGGGCUGGGCUGAUGCCUCGUCCGCGGUAGAAGUGAUGAUGAACGAAGCGAUUAAAGCGGGGAUAAAUUUCGAGGUAGGAGAAGCGACUGAGCUGUUGCUCAGUAACGAAACAAAUAAGCUUACCGCAGUGCGCACCGCCGACGGGCGGACAUUCACCGGUGACAAGAUCCUGUUGGCCACGGGCGCGUGGACGCCAUGGUUAAUGGCCCCGUUAGAGAAGACGAUGAACAUUUCCGAAGCAGAUAGCGUUCAGCGGCAGAUUCAGGCCGCCGGUGUAUGUGUUGCUGCGUUCGAUCUAUCAUCCUCAGAGGAAGAUACCCGAUUCUAUGGCCAAAUGCCUGUGCUCAUCUACGGGGGGAAAGGCGAGGUCAUGCCCCCUAAUGAGCAAAAUCUGUUCAAAUUCACCAAUGCAAACACGUUUCUUAACACGAGUCUUCACCCAGACACAAACCAGCGGAUCUCCGUUCCAGCCCCGAACCAAAAAGCUGUGCCUGAGGCCCUGAAACAGCAGUCCAUCGACCUCAUCCGCCAGCGCAUCCCUCAGAUCCUCACCGAUGAUCGCGUCCCUGACGCUUGGCGUCUGUGCUGGGACGCUGUUUCGCCGGAUCAGAACCAAUUGAUUUCCCGACACCCUGAUCCUCGCCUCAAAAACCUCUACUUCGCGACCGCGGGGUCGUUCCACAGUUGGAAAUUCCUCCCAAAUAUUGGUAGGUAUGUCGUAAAUGUCCUGGGCGGUAAGUCGAAUGGGAAGGAGAAGGACGAAGCGUGGGGUUGGAAAAGAAGCUGGGAUGCUCGAGGGGCUCAUGAGAAGGUUUCGCCCAAGGGUGAAUUGGGUGAUUUUUUCGUAAGUGUUUAG